Asterias rubens (European starfish) is the source of this 1949-nucleotide messenger RNA. RefSeq names its product zinc transporter 9-like. Gene Ontology annotation, molecular function: monoatomic cation transmembrane transporter activity. Gene Ontology annotation, cellular component: membrane; nucleus. The transcript has 15 exons. Bases 125 to 1885 code for a protein of 586 amino acids. Gene Ontology annotation, biological process: positive regulation of transcription by RNA polymerase II; transmembrane transport; zinc ion transport. NCBI's taxonomy places the organism in Eukaryota, Metazoa, Echinodermata, Asteroidea, Forcipulatida, Asteriidae. The record is from RefSeq and is a predicted model, not a curated record.
AUGAUGAUCAUCAGGGCAAACAAGAUUUCGGAAAUGUUGACAAUGACAUCGACAGUAUUUGCAGAUUUCAAGCAAAAUAAUAACAAUUUGUGAAUCUGAAAGUGUUUAAAGUCGUUUGGGAAGAAUGGCGGCAGUGUCUCAAACAAUUUCGAGAACAACAGCAAGGUGGUGGUUAUUGCAGUUAUCAUCUGUGCAUCGAUCUAGUUGUGUUAAACCUAGUUAUGCAUCAGAGUCAACAAAGGUCAAGAGUCAUCUGAGAUACCUCCGACCUUUCACCUCACAUCCCUUGACAUGGUGUGGAUUAAGAGCAUUAUGCACCACUAACCAAGGCAAUGACAGACUGGAUAAGAACAAAGAGAAGGCUGGUCAGACCCCUGAGCAAACCCCAGAGCAAACCCCAGAACAAACCCCAAAGCAGACAGUUCAGAUGACUUCAAAUGAAAAGAUUCUUGAGAAAGCUGCAAGUAAAACAUCAGAUGAAGAUCCAGUCCCUAGACCUAAGAUAGUUUCUUAUAAAGACAGGAGACGUCGGAUUGAUUACAGUAAGAAAUACACUGACAAUAUCACAAUUACAGCUGUACGAGCUAUGAGUGAAUAUUUACUGAAAUCAAGUGAUUUGGAGCAAUUACGCAAGACAGUCCGAAGAAGUCCCUAUGAGCAGUAUGGAGAAAAGAUGUCAAUGAUGGUGUACUUAAGAUCAGAUGUGGAAACAAAGUCUAUAGAAGUAUGGGGAAGUAAAGAGGCUUUAGAGAUGGAAAAGAGGAAAAGAAAACAGAAAGAAGACUUCUAUAAAGAGCAUGUGUUCUUAUUGAAGAGAGCUAUAAAGGAGUAUGACACAUUCUAUGGAGAGACCAAACAACCUGAGCAGACUAUGUUUCAAGGAGCUGGAAAAGUUGUCCUUAUAGCAAUUGCAAUUAACUCAGCUAAUUUCCUGUUCAAGUUGGUAGCCUGGAUGUACAGUGGUUCUUCCAGUAUGUUUUCUGAAGCAAUUCACUCGGCUGCCGAUGUUUGUAAUCAGGUCAUUCUUGCCUUAGGAAUCAGACAGUCCAUCAAGAGACCUUCAGCGGAUCAUCCGUAUGGAUUCAGCAGUAUUCGAUAUGUCUCUUCACUCAUCAGCGGAGUCGCCAUUUUCUGUAUCGGUGCUGGCUUUUCUUGUUACCAUGGUUUCAUGGGAUUAAUCCAUCCCGAGCCAAUGGAAUCUCUCUUCUGGUCAUACUGUAUUCUGGCUGGAUCACUUCUAACAGAGGGAGCUACCUUAAUGAUUGCCAUCAAUGCUAUUAAGAAAGGAGCUAAAGCUAAACAACAGACCUUCAUGGAAUAUGUGCUGCGUAGCCGAGACCCAAGUAUCAACGUUGUGUUAUUAGAAGAUGCAGCUGCAGUAUUAGGUGUAAUGGUUGCUGCUGGAUGUAUGGGAUUGACAUCAUACACCGGUAACCCUAUGUAUGAUGCCAUGGGAUCCAUCGCUAUUGGAGCUAUCUUAGGAUGUGUGUCAGGGUUUUUAAUUUACAGUAACACAGAAGCACUAUUGGGCCGCUCCAUACCAGAGAGUGAACUGAUGAGAAUAAGCAGUAUGCUGGAAAAUGAUGUCAUGGUCAGGGGUGUUUACGAUGUAAAGGCUACAGACAUGGGAGUUGAUACAAUCCGAUUCAAGGCAGAGGUUGACUUUGAUGGAAGAGAAGUGACAAGAUCCUACCUUGAUGGCCAAGAUCUAGAGAGUUUACUACAGGAGUUGAAGACUUACACAACGAUGGAAGAGAUUGAAGGAUUCAUGUUGAAACAUGGAGAGAAGAUUAUUGAUUCACUUGGAGCUGAGGUAGACAGGAUAGAAAAGGAAAUCAAGACAUUGAACCCAGAGGUGCGACAUGUUGACUUGGAGAUCUUAUGAGGUGUGGAAUUAGAGUCUGCUGUAAUAUUGAUUGAUGUGCAAUACAUUCUUAAAGGGAUAGAGA